AUGCCUCCUCUUUUGUUGUUCAAGUACCUCCGGGUGUUCAGAAUUGAUCAGGACAGUUCUAGUGGAGUCAUGGGGACCCUUGACCUCACCGCUAUUUGCCAAUUGUUUCAGCUGAGGUACUUGUAUGUUUCAGUAUCACGUCUUGUACAGCUCCCAGCUGAACUUAAAGGGCUUAUUUACUUGGAGACGCUGGCCAUACCUUUUGCAGAUCUCAAGAGCAUCCCCUCAGAUAUAGUUCAUUUGUCUCGCUUGUCCUAUCUUAGUUUUGGUAUGGAAGAAGGGCUGCCUGAAUGGAUUGGGGAUAUGAAAUCACUACGCAGUCUGAUAAUAUAUCGUAUGGUGACCAAUCCGAGCAUGAAGGCCAUUAUGGGUCUUGGCGAGCUUACCGAUCUUAGGGAACUGGUAAUCUAUGUGGGGUCUUUUGAGAAGCCAAAACUUGAUGCUUUGGCCUACUCCAUUGGACAGCUUUGUAACCUCAAAUAUCUUCGAUUCUAUGGGUCUCAUUCUAAAGUCGAUAACCAGCUGGGCUCAUUAUCCAAUCCUUUUCAACAUAUCGAGGAAUGUCGCGGGUCUGUAUUGAAUUUCCAUAGAGUUCCCAAAUGGAUGGGUGGUCUCCAUUGCCUUCGUAUCCUCGAUCUGCGUGUGGAGGAGACGUCAACUGAGGAGGUUCAUCUUCUUGGGGAGCUUCCCUCCCUCGUCAAACUUGAAUUUAGUUUGUCGCAUCUCCCUAAAGAAAGGGUUAUAUUGGGAAGAGGACUAUUCCUGGUUCUGGAGCACUUCACAUUUCACUCAAAGGAAGACAUUAUGGCAUACCUGGGAUUUCAGGCAGGGGCCAUGCCCAACUUACGAACCCUCGCUCUCAAUAGCGCGGAGUGGGGUGGCAGUAUACCAGUCGGCAUGGAGCACCUGUUAUGCCUCCAGAAGAUCAAACUGUAUCAGAAUUACUCUCGUGAUGCAACCAUGGUUUCUGCGUUCCGGGAUGCCUUAUCAGUGCACCCAAACCGCCCUUCUGUUGAAUAG
Triticum turgidum subsp. durum (durum wheat) is the source of this 1020-nucleotide messenger RNA. The record is from the annotation of a GenBank genome assembly. Lineage: Eukaryota; Viridiplantae; Streptophyta; Magnoliopsida; Poales; Poaceae.